AUGGCCAAUUCUUCAUCGCCAGCCACCAGCGUUUCUACAGAAGACGGGCUGCACACACCACGCCCGCUAAUCCCUGGCGUCUAUGUCCCAACAAUGUGUUUCUUCGAUCCGGAUACGGAAGAUGUAGACACCACUGCGAUUGCCGCCCAUGCUGUACGACUGGCUCAGGCUGGUGUAACAGGCAUUGCUACGCAGGGAUCCAACGGAGAGGCCGUUCAUCUCAGUCACUCGGAGCGGCAGCUGGUCACCGCCACUACGAGAGCCGCCCUGAAUGACGGCGGCUUCUUACAUGUGCCCAUCAUCGUGGGAUGUGGUAGCCAGAGCACGCGCGAGACCAUCCAAUAUUGCCGUGAGGCUUGGGAGGCUGGCGGCGACUAUGCGCUGGUGUUACCUCCGUCAUACUAUGCCACGUUAUUUGGCCCGGCAUCAGGAACCAUCCUGGAGUAUUUCACAAGGGUGGCAGACAAAUCUCCCAUCCCUAUAAUCAUAUACAACUUCCCUGGUGCUGUGAAUGGCAUGGAUAUGUCAUCAGAUACCAUCGUCACACUUGCACACCAUCCCAAUAUCAUAGGCGUCAAGUUAACGUGCGGCAACACGGGGAAGCUGAACAGAGUGGCGGCAGAAACUCGCAAACUAUCAAAGCACAAUCACAAGCAACCCGAAUUCCUCGUUCUGGCAGGAUCUGCUGACUUCCUGAUUCCUUCUCUGGCUGGCGGUGGUCACGGUAUUCUAGCGGGCUUGGCCAACAUUGCUCCGAGGACAUGCAUCAAGACAAUGGAACUUUACAUGGAAGGACGUGUUUCCGAAGCACAAAAGAUGCAGGAAGUUGUCUCACAGGGCGACUGGACGGCGAUCCAGGGCGGUGUGGUUGGUGUAAAGGCUGGACUGCAAGCGUGGAUGGGUUACGGAGGCUUUGCAAGAAGUCCGCUGCCGAGGCCGGAUAUGGAGCAGACAAGACGGUGGAAGGAAGGCUUUCGAGACCUUGUGAUGUUGGAGCAAUCACAUUUAUUGUGA
This is a messenger RNA of Fusarium poae, 1014 nucleotides long. RefSeq lists its product as uncharacterized. The coding region runs from base 1 to 1014 and encodes 337 amino acids. NCBI's taxonomy places the organism in Eukaryota, Fungi, Ascomycota, Sordariomycetes, Hypocreales, Nectriaceae. The record is from RefSeq and is a predicted model, not a curated record. The transcript has a single exon. Gene Ontology annotation, molecular function: 4-hydroxy-tetrahydrodipicolinate synthase activity.